Molecule: messenger RNA, 1275 nt
Organism: Suillus fuscotomentosus
Lineage: Eukaryota; Fungi; Basidiomycota; Agaricomycetes; Boletales; Suillaceae
Exons: 4
Coding region: 1-1275 (424 amino acids)
Source: RefSeq, a predicted model, not a curated record
AUGUCUGAUAUCCCCCCAGAGUGGUCCUCCUACUGGGAUCAUGUGUUCCACCGGUUGAAUAAAUUCCAUCCUCUUCCUGAGAUCCCAGCAGACUGGGCCUUGCACACCAUUAAUUUGGUGAGCGAGUGGGUGGAGCAGCAGUAUAUGGCCCAUCUUGCUGGUAGACCUCUCAUUCCCCCACCUCCUGAGCUUGAUGUUCCCACCAUCCUUGCAUGCGGCCAGCUCACAUUUCUCCUGGCUAAGGCCUACCGGAAUCCAAUCCAACUGGAUAUCGACAUGGUUCGUUACAAUGAAGCUCUCACCAAAUGGGAAACAGGUAUGAAUGAAGCGCACAAAGAGUCGCUCUUGGCUAGAUUCCCUCCUGCCAAGAAAAUGCUCUUGACCUGUCCUUCGGUUGUACUGGAUUCUGGCUACAGGAUCAUUAUCUGGUACAUCCCGGAGGCACUGAAUGGCUACAUCCAGAGUGAUAUGUACACAGCCACUCUUGGAAUGAGUCACCACCUGAGAAAGAGUGUCACCCAUGGAGCCGGUCAGUGGAGAACCAAUGGUGCCAACUUCCAUGCCACCAAUGGCACUGGUGUUACCCCUGGGUGCAUCAAUAUAGCUCCGUGCUGGUUCCAACAAGGCCGAGAGUGCCAGGGUACACCUCCCAAGAAUAUUUGGGACGGGUUCAUGCCAGAGGUCUCGGCUACCCUGAAGGGUGGAAGGGGCAUGUCGAUGAUUUUGCAAAUGCAGAGACCUGGACUGUUGGCUUCCGCUGCCAUGCGUGUCAUGCACCUGCAGCAAUACUGGGUGUCCAUCCAAACUCACAUCAAACUUGGUCAUUGGGCCACUUCUCAUGGGUUUGAAGACAUGUACCAAAACCUCAAGCAUUGGGCAUCCAUCUACACCGGAGUUGCAGUCAUGUGCACCAGAUUGUCUCCGUACCACCAAGACCUGAAAUAUCCACCUGAAGGAUUCAAUAUCCUGACUAGCAUUGGGAGUUACAGGCAAGCCAUGAUGCAUUUGAUCAACCUCGGAAUCAACAUAGCAUAUGAUCCCGGUGUUAUGGUGGGCUACUUGGGACGACUCGUUAGACACAGGGUUCAGGUGGAUGAGGGUGACAGGAUUGUUUGGGCCUGGUUUGUCUGUGAUAGCGUCCACAACUACACCCGAACACCACACCCAGAAUAUGCCAAGUACAGCCCACUUGACCUCGCCAUGUAUGAGCAUGUUAAGUACAAUCAGGCUGACUUCGUUAGGUAUGGCACCCUUGGACUGACAUGUCCGGCCUGA